CCCACUUUUCUUACUUCUCUAAACCAUUUUCCCUUCUCUUAUCUAAUGGACCUUCUCUUAGUCUUCUCCCAAUGUCCACCAUUCCCUCCUCCGUCUACGGCGGCCCACCACCACCUCUAACCACCACCACCACCAAUACGCUCAUCGAGAGCCUUGAUAAAAUCGGCCUAGGCUAUGCAAUUGCAAUUGCCCUUGGCUUCCUCUUCCUCCUAUUCUCUCUCCUCCUUUCCUCUUACCUUUGCUGCCGCUCCGCCGCCUCUCGACCCCGUCAAGCCCAAAACCCGAACACCGAAAACGAUGGAAUUUACAUUCCUAGUGUAAUUUUCGUUGCUGAGGACGAUGAAAACGACGACCUUUCAUCACAAAACACCUUCGCGGGCCUCGAUCAAGCUGCAAUAAACUCGUACCCCAAAUUGAUUUAUUCGAAGAGAAACGGAAAUUGGGGAAAUGGAAACGGAAACGGAAACGACGUCGUGUGUUCGAUUUGUUUGUGCGAUUACAAGGAAGCAGAGAUGUUGCGUAUGUUACCUGACUGUAAGCAUUAUUUUCAUGUGAUGUGUAUAGACGCGUGGCUGAAACUGAAUGCUUCUUGUCCAGUCUGCCGGAACUCUCCGUUUCCGACGCCGAUGUCGACGCCGUUGUCGGAGGUGGUACCACUUUCACAAUACUCCGAUGGCCGGAGGCGGCAUUGAUGACUAAAAAUGGAAUCAGGGGAUUCUGCUUGUUUGCAUGUUUUAUCUCCUCUUUGUUUCAAUUUAUGUAUUCUAAUUUUGAUGGUGAAUUUAAACAUGUAAUUUUUAAAUUUUAAAACAAAAUUUAUAUAUU
This is a messenger RNA of Solanum dulcamara, 825 nucleotides long. Its product is annotated as RING-H2 finger protein ATL67-like. Lineage: Eukaryota; Viridiplantae; Streptophyta; Magnoliopsida; Solanales; Solanaceae. Gene Ontology annotation, molecular function: transferase activity. Bases 72 to 692 code for a protein of 206 amino acids. The transcript has a single exon. The record is from RefSeq and is a predicted model, not a curated record. Gene Ontology annotation, biological process: protein ubiquitination.